This is a messenger RNA of Ctenopharyngodon idella (grass carp), 4576 nucleotides long. RefSeq names its product phosphoglucomutase-1-like. The record is from RefSeq and is a predicted model, not a curated record. Lineage: Eukaryota; Metazoa; Chordata; Actinopteri; Cypriniformes; Xenocyprididae. Gene Ontology annotation, cellular component: cytosol. Bases 118 to 1818 code for a protein of 566 amino acids. Gene Ontology annotation, molecular function: phosphoglucomutase activity; magnesium ion binding. The transcript is spliced from 12 exons. Gene Ontology annotation, biological process: carbohydrate metabolic process.
CUCUCGAGAAUGCUAUAAGGGCACAAGGCUUUUCCUCCUUCUCCUCCCGUCACUCUCUCUCUCCUCUGAGAGGAGAUAACAGCUUUUCCUUCAUUCUUCCUCAACGUUUCCUCAACAAUGAACGAUAGUCCCUUGCAAGUGCUGACAUUGCCUACCUCUCCGUACCCCGACCAGAGGCCUGGAACCAGCGGCCUGAGGAAGAAGGUCCAUGUUUUCCAGUCUAAAAAAAACUACCUGCACAACUUUAUUCAGUGCAUCUUCUCCUCCAUCGACCUGCGGGACAGGCAGGGCUCCACUAUGGUGGUGGGUGGAGACGGACGCUACUUCAAUUCGACUGCCAUUCAAGUCAUAGUGCAGAUGGCUGCUGCUAAUGGGGUGGGUCGUGUUGUGAUUGGUCAGAAUGGCAUCAUGUCGACGCCGACUGUGUCUUGUCUGAUCAGGAAGAUCAAAGCCAUUGGAGGGAUUAUUCUUACAGCCAGUCACAACCCUGGAGGACCUGACGGAGACUUCGGCAUCAAAUUUAAUACUGCCAAUGGAGGUCCAGCACCAGAGGCGGUCACAAGCAAAGUCUUCCAAAUGAGCAGAAUCAUAGAGGAGUAUGCCAUCUGUCCUGAACUCAGAGUCGAUCUGGGGACUAUUGGCAAGCAAUCCUUCGACCUGGAGAACAAAUUCAAACCUUUUACAGUAGAAAUUGUGGACCCAAUUGAAUCCUAUGCCAACUCUCUGAGGAACAUCUUCGAUUUUGCUGUUUUGAAGGAGUUGCUAUCAGGAGACAACCACAUACAAAUCCGUUUAGAUGGAAUGCAUGGAGUGAUUGGGCCGUAUGUGAAGAAGAUCCUGUGUGAGGAACUGGGCUCCCCUGCAAAUUCAGCCAUUAACUGUGUACCUCUGGAGAACUUUGGAGGUUGCCACCCAGACCCUAACUUGACCUAUGCCGCUGACCUUGUUGAAACAAUGAAGAGUGGACAGUAUGACUUUGGAGCAGCUUUUGAUGGUGACGGUGACCGUAAUAUGAUCCUUGGGAAGCAUGGAUUCUUUGUUACCCCCUCCGACUCAGUUGCCGUUAUUGCUGCAAACAUCUUCUGCAUUCCUUACUUCCAGCACACAGGAGUAAGAGGUUUUGCUAGGAGUAUGCCCACCAGUGCAGCUCUAGACAUGGUGGCCAGGGCCACCAAGAUCCAGCUAUAUGAGACUGCAACCGGAUGGAAGUUUUUUGGGAGCUUGAUGGACGCAGGUCGUCUCUCACUGUGUGGGGAGGAAAGUUUUGGCACAGGUUCAGAUUAUAUCCGGGAAAAGGAUGGGCUUUGGGCAGUGCUAGCAUGGCUGUCCAUCCUUGCAGUGAGGAGACAAAGUGUAGAAGACAUUAUGACAGACCACUGGAGAACCUAUGGGAGGAACUACUACACCAGAUUUGAUUAUGAGGAGGUGGAUUUAGAUGCGGCUGUGGAGAUGAUGUUGGAUCUUGAGCUGAUGGUUUCAGACAAGGCAUUCAUUGGGCAAGUGUUUACUGUGGGGGAAAAGAAAUACCAAGUGGAGGCAGCAGACAAUUUUGAAUACAGUGACCCUGUGGAUGGAACCAUUUCAAGAAAUCAGGGUUUGCGGAUCAUUUUUAAAGGAGGUUCUCGCAUAAUCUUUCGUCUUAGUGGGACCGAUAGUUUCGGAGCCACAGUUCGUCUGUAUAUCGACAGUUAUGAGAAAGAUAUAAACAAGCUCUUUCAGGACCCACAGGUGGCGCUGGCGGAGCUCGUCACUAUUGCCCUGCAGCUUUCACAGAUACAUGAAAGAACCGGACGAAGAGGCCCUACUGUUAUUACAUAAUUACUUCUUAUGUCCUAAUUACAUCUUCGGUUUUUUUAAACAUUGCUUUCAGCGAAAAAUAUAAUUGCAACACUCGUCUUAUCAGAAGGAGAGAUAAAGUGUACAGGCGUUCUUCUUUCGCCUCUUACUGUCACCUUUGCUUGGCUUAUGAAUAUUAAUUACGUCACUUGACGUUCCAGGAAGGUUACCGAGCAACGUGGCCAUAACCUAAUAAAUAUUCGUGACAUGACGGACUCAUAAACAAGCUCUGAUGUCAAGUAAUACUGUAAUAUCCAGGCUGAAAUAAUUGUGAAAUGAGACGCAACUGUCACUCAGGUUACAGGCCACAUGCACAUACAGUACUUUUGAUGAGUCAGCAUAAUCCACACUCAUUUUAAACUGCUCUCUUGCCUACUGCUAAAGAAAUCAGUAACCAUGGAAGCAUAUGAUAUGCUGUCCUGCUCUCCGUCGACACAAAUCAUUACAAACAGCCAGGAGUUAGAGGGUAAGAAUAACCCACAAGCUACGAACUCCACCUUUCACAUCACUUCACUUGCAUUACACAUUAUUACAACUAAAUAACAUUUACAAAAAUCCUAUUAAAAUGACAAUACUUUCGAACCAUAUUUUUUCACCAUUUAAAUCACAGAUGGUGUUGCAGGUAUGGGGCUGAAGUCAAGGGAGAGGCAAGACCACAAAUGUUUUAACUCUGUAACUAUUUACUUUUUCAUUUUUAAUAGAUAUCAUAAAAAUAUAGGCUUUGUAAACUAGCUCAUUUUCUUUACAAGACGAGUGUGUAGAAUUGCCUUUGAGGAGUAUCUCGACAUAUGGAUGAAAAUCGCCACCACCAACCCAGAACUUCUGAUGGGAAGUGAAUGUAAGUGAUUUAAUAAGACUUAUAGUGAUGGUGUGGAAUACAUCAGCAAAUCUAAUGCUAGUGCUUCAUUUGCAAAGCAAACUUUAUGAUCUCUCUAAUAUGUUUUCAAAUAUAGAGUCUGGUGUGGAGAUGGUCUGCCAAAUUUGUUGAUAUUCUUUAUUACAGCUUUGGAUGAAUUCAGCAAAUAUACAGAGAGAUGUGAAGUCCAUUAUGGGUCAACAAGCGGUGAAAAAGAUUGUCUCGUUCAAGCGCAGGGCAGCAUGUGAGUUGAUUUAAUGCACGUCCACUCAUUACAUACAAGUUCAGAUAGUAUUUUUUUAAAAAUAAAAUUAUUUUUUGUUUCAAUUAAAAGUUGACAGAACAUUUCUGAGAUAAAGUAGUGCUUGUAAUGUUCUGUAUCACUUUUAUCCUAUUUGCGCUAGCGCAAACCCUUUUUUGGCGUUAAAAAACUACUGUUGGGAUUUACUAAAGACAUGCAGUGCAAAAUUAGCGCUGAAAAGGCAUGGACAAUUGUUUUUGCAGCUGACCUUAUUGCAUAUGCAUUUGUAGGAGGUCCCCUUUCAGACCCAAGGAGGAGAGGAGAGGAGAGUAUUUAAAUGAAUCACGCAACAUGAUUUACUAAUGUUUGCACUAGUCAAUUUUGCGUCCGCAAAGAACAGAGAGCGUGUGGUAGAAGGGAGAAAAUAUUUUCCACUCGUAUUAAUUUCUUUGGAAUGCCAGAGGAAGACGGGUAUGGCGGGGACUUUAGACGUCAUCAUGACAAACAGGACAUUUGGACAGCAUUUCUCAUGAAAAAGUGGAUAAGUAUUCAUACACAGCGCAGAUCAUAAUCAGCAAGCAUGUUUUUAAAUAGAGUUGUUUUUUAAAUAAAGUUUGAGGAAGCUUGGUGGUGGUGACGUUGAUCCGCAACCAUGGUGUGCCAAGUUGAUAGACAAAACGUGUAAAUGUCAUAACCCUUUGUUAAACACAGAGCUUAUUUUUUGCGAUUUUCCGAAAGUCUAUGGGAAAAAUGCCUUGGCUUUCGACCAAGGGAACCCGUGUGUCGCUAACUUCCGGGUUGGCCUACAAAAACAUGUCAUCCCUGAGGUACUCUAUUGUGCUCUCGCGAUAAUUUGCCCCAUUUAGUAAAAUUAAAAAAAAAAAAGGUCUUUUUUUGCUAAUUUUGUAGAAUAGAUAGUAAAGAACUGCACUCCAUACAAACUGUUUUAACUUAUAAUUUUACAUUUUUUUUAUAGCUUAUCAAUGCAUGCUUUUAUUUAGUGGAUAUAAUGGGCUUUACUUUUUAAUAUUGGAACACCUAUAUAUAUAUAUAAUGCUGAACACCAGCACAGUAAAAUACUCUAAACAUUAUUUAAAGUUUUCUGUCAUUAUGUGCAGCCCUGUUCAGAAGCGUCCAAAGAAAGACAUCCAAGUGAAGCACACCCGUGUGGAACGCAUGAGAAGACUCUACAUGCAGUGCAGAGCUCCAGGUGAUUUUGGUCCUGUAGAUCAGUCUGUGUGUUCUUGCAGAGAUCCCAUCUCACCUCAGUUUCUAUGUGUACCCCACUAGAAUUGCUGAUGCCUGGUCCUGCUCAGGGUUCAGAUGGGCAGGAAAACUGGGAGCAAGAAAUGGACGAACUGGUGAAAUGGACCCACUCUCUCUCUUUGAAAGAAUUGGAUCUAUGACCUCUAACACAAAUUUAGAUAAUAUCAGGUGAUCCUAUAAACACAAAUCAGAAACUUUUAAACUUUUUAAACUAGAUAUGAUUUAAGAGCAUCAUUUUUAGAUAUAUUUAUUUUAGCAUAUUUUACUGGAUUUACAGUACAAUAUACUGAAUGUCUUUAGGACACAUUUAACACCCAGUAAUACUUUAUUGAAAAAAAAAAAUAGAAAAAUGAAAUGACAAGUAUGACAGUAUUCAU